Molecule: messenger RNA, 891 nt
Organism: Talaromyces rugulosus
Lineage: Eukaryota; Fungi; Ascomycota; Eurotiomycetes; Eurotiales; Trichocomaceae
Exons: 1
Coding region: 1-891 (296 amino acids)
Source: RefSeq, a predicted model, not a curated record
AUGCCGAAAGGAAAAGAUAAAGAACCGAGCCAUGAGACGCGUGAUAACACAAGCGAUGCCGAAAUCAGAUCGCGGAUGUCAAUUAUGGGACUUCUAAACGAGGUUGGAAGCACAGAAGAAACAAACCGCCAUUUCGGGCACCCAAAUGGGUUCCUAGGAUCGAUCAAGGAGUGCGAAGAUGACCAGGAGAUGGGAAGCCUGCUUCUCAAUCGUUACCUGCAGGUAUUCGAAAAUGCAAAAACUAGGAGCGUUGAUUGGUACGAUAUGAAUAAGGUAACAAAUCAUUCACGCUAUGGUGAUUAUAAUCCGCAAUCAAUGCUUUCUUACGCGAAAACGGGUAAAGGAGACUUUGGGAUCGUGGUCACGGGAUCUGGCAACAUAAUGUCCGAUUUAUCAUUCAAAUUAUCGACCACACAAAAUGAGAAAGGAAACCGGCAAGACGAAAUGAAAAGCUUCCUAGCUCGUGUGUCUGAAGUCAUACGCUUGGGUGUAUUUAAACCCACAACUCUUUCUUUCAUCCCUCGUGUCCAGUGUAUAAAAGACGUUUUCAGGGUGGACAUAUUCGACCGCAUAUCCCGAGUUAGGUACAAAGCCGGCUCUUUGAGUGGUGUAUUGAACCUUGAGAACGUACAAUAUCAUUUGGAAGUUCUAGAAAUUCUAGGAAAUUUUGUACACGAGCACCAACUAGAGUUUCAUUUCUUUCCAACCUUUUGCACCGGACGCGCUGAGGAAUUUUACCUUCAAACAUCUCGCAUAGGUGUGUUUAUCCAUGCAUUGUGGGAAAACAAAGAAACGAAAGGCCUUCUACCGGCUCGUACUACCUACAAAACUCAAGACUUGUCUGAUUCCUUCUCUUUUUACUUUGGUGAUACAUUUGCACCAAAACCCUAA